Messenger RNA from Paramormyrops kingsleyae, 6198 nucleotides. The record is from RefSeq and is a predicted model, not a curated record. Lineage: Eukaryota; Metazoa; Chordata; Actinopteri; Osteoglossiformes; Mormyridae.
CUGACGUAAUCGAAGGAGAUGCAAGCCGUCUUGGAGGUGCGAUGCAAGAAAGAGAUGGCGGAUGCAGCCGAGUGCGGCGUGAAAGUAAUGUGCCGUUUCAGGCCACUGAAUCAAUCAGAAAUCUCCAGGGGAGACACGUACAUCCCUAAAUUCAAGGGCGAAGAUACCGUGGUCGUAGCGAGCAAGUCAUAUGUUUUCGACAGAGUCCUACCCCCAAACACCACCCAGGAUCAAGUCUACAGCACCUGUGCCAAGCAGAUCGUCAAAGAUGUUCUGGAAGGAUACAAUGGCACAAUCUUCGCUUACGGACAGACGUCUUCGGGGAAAACUCACACCAUGGAGGGCAAGCUCCAUGACCUUGGGCAGAUGGGCAUCAUUCCCCGCAUCGCCCGUGACAUCUUUGACCACAUCUACUCCAUGGACGAGAACCUGGAGUUCCACAUCAAGGUCUCAUACUUUGAGAUUUAUCUGGACAAAAUAAGAGAUUUGUUAGACGUGUCCAAGACCAAUCUCGCCGUACAUGAAGACAAUAACAGAGUUCCCUACGUCAAGGGCUGCACGGAGAGGUUCGUCUCCAGCCCUGAGGAGGUGAUGGACGUCAUCGAUGAGGGAAAAGCCAACCGACAUGUUGCUGUGACAAACAUGAAUGAGCACAGUUCGAGAAGUCACAGCAUCUUCCUGAUCAACAUCAAGCAGCAGAACGUAGAGACAGAGAAGAAGCUGUCCGGGAAGCUCUACCUGGUGGACCUGGCUGGUAGCGAGAAGGUCAGCAAGACGGGGGCAGAGGGAGCUGUGCUGGAUGAGGCCAAAAAUAUCAACAAGUCCCUCUCAGCCUUGGGGAACGUCAUCUCUGCCCUGGCCGAGGGAACUAAAACCCACGUGCCAUAUAGGGAUAGCAAGAUGACCCGCAUCCUGCAGGAUUCACUGGGUGGGAACUGCAGGACCACCAUCAUCAUCUGCUGUUCGCCCUCCAUCUACAACGAGGCUGAGACCAAGUCCACACUGAUGUUUGGGCAGAGAGCCAAGACCAUCAAGAACACAGUGUCUGUCAACCAGGAGCUGACGGCCGAAGAGUGGAAGAGGAAGUACGAGAAGGAGAAGGAGAAGAAUCGUGGCCUGAAGCUCAUCAUCCAGCGGCUAGAGAUAGAGCUGCUGCGCUGGAGGAAAGGUGAGUCUGUGCCCAAGGAGGAGCAGCUGAAUGCCAAGGACCAGAAGAGCUUAGACCUUGGAGAAAACAUACCUGUCAUCAGCGCUCUGGGUCCCCCCGAGAACCUGCUGUCUGCUGAUGAGAGGACCAAGUAUGAAGAAGACAUUGCUGAGCUUUACAAGCAGCUGGAUGACAAGGACGAUGAGAUCAACCAGCACAGUCAGAUGGCCCAGAAACUGAUGCAGCAAAUGCUGGACCAGGAUGAGCUUCUGGCAUCGACUCGGCGCGACUACGACAAGAUUCAGGAGGAGCUGUCGAGGCUGCAGACGGAGAACGAGGCAGCCAAAGAGGAGGUGAAAGAGGUGCUGCAGGCCCUGGAGGAGCUGGCGGUGAACUACGACCAGAAGAGCCAGGAGGUGGAGGACAAGGCGCGGGCCAACGAGCAGCUAGUGGAGGAGGUGGCACAGAAGACGGCAUCCCUGGCAACCAUGCAGAGGGAGCUGACCCAGCUGCAGGAUGUCAGCUCCCACCACAGGAAGCGGAGCGCUGAGGUCCUCGGCCUGCUGCUCAGAGAUCUGGGCGAGAUUGGAGCUAUCAUCAGCACCAGCGACACCAAGGUAACUGAGCCGAGCGGAGCCAUUGAGGAGGACUUCACUGUGGCGAGACUCUACAUCAGCAAGAUGAAGUCAGAGGUGAAGUCGCUGGUGAACCGAGGCAAGCAGCUGGAGACCUCCCAGGCUGACAUCCACCGCAAGAUGCAGGCCAAUGAGAAGGAGCUGGCUGCCUGUCAGCUGCUCAUCUCCCAGCACCAGGCCAAGAUCAAGUCCCUGACAGACUAUACACAGAAUGUGGAACAGAAGAAGAGGCAUCUGGAGGAGAGUCAGGAUGCCCUGAUGGAGGAGCUGGCCAAACUCCACGCUCAGGAGAAAAUGCAUGAGAUGUCAGUGAUGGACAAGGAGAAAGAGCACAUGAGCAGGCUGCAGGACGCGGAGGAGAUGAAGAAGGCCCUGGAAGAGCAGAUGGAGAGCCACCGGGAAGCUCACCAGAGGCAGCUGAGCCGGCUGCGUGAUGAGAUCGAGGAGAAGCAGCACACCCUGGAUGAGCUCAGGGACCUCAACCAGGGUCUGCAGCUGGAGCAAAGGAAGCUGAUGGCCGACAACGAGAAGCUGAAGGCGGAGGAGCAGGAGAAGGAUGCGGAACUGCGGAAGCUUCUUCUGCUGGAGGAGAAAAGGCAGCAGGCCAAAGACGACCUCAAAGGUCUCGAGGAGACUGUGUGCAGGGAACUUCAGUCCCUCCACAGCCUACGAAAGCUCUUCGUGCAGGACCUCACCACCCGUGUCAAGAAGAGUGUUGAGCUGGACUGUGAUGAUGCGGGUGGCAGCAUUGCCCAGAAGCAGAAGAUCACCUUCCUGGAAAACAACCUGGAACAGCUCACCAAGGUUCACAAGCAGCUGGUGCGGGACAAUGCGGACCUGCGCUGCGAGCUGCCCAAGCUGGAGAAGCGUCUGCGUGCCACAGCCGAGCGCGUCAAGGCCCUGGAGUCGGCCCUGAAGGAAGCCAAGGAGAACACGGUGCGCGACCGCAAGCGUUACCAGCAGGAGGUGGAGCGCAUCAAGGAGGCCGUGCGCGCCAAGAACAUGGCCAGGAGGGGGCACUCCGCGCAGAUCGCUAAGCCCAUCCGGCCCGGUCACCACCCUGUGGCCUAUCCCUCCCCAAGCCAUUAUGUCCGUGGAGGUGGGGCCGCUGGUGGCCAACAGCAUCGCCACAGCAGCAAGUAAUGGACUGGAAGGGGAUUCCGGGCCAGCAGUAUUCAGAAGGCUUGCCCAUUGGUACAAUUACACCCCCCCACAUGCCACUUGACCUGAAGCUACCCCCCCCCACCAAUCACAAACACACAUCCCAAAUGAUUCAUUACCUCAACCACGUCUCAGAGGCUCAGCAAGUGUCUCGACUGAUGGAAGCAAAACAAGAACUAUGGACCAAACCUCCACCUCCUCACCUUCAAGCCCCUGGCUGGCUGAGGUUCACCAGAUGGAGAAACCCCUAGGCUGAAAACUACUGCCUGCAUCUCCAGACCCCCUGCAGCAGCUUUGACCCUCCCGCCAUCUCAGGGUCCUAGUCACUGGCAGUAUUCUUAGUGACUCCCAUGUUCAAGUUCAAAAAUCUUUGGCUUUGUGAUUUCUGUGAUCCUACUCAAAAAGCCACUUUGCCCCCACCCCCCUAUCGCCCCUCAAAUGUUCCAGAAAACUAAAUAAGUUAAGUCAGAAGAUGCCACAGCAGCAUCUCCUAAAUAAAGAAUUCCUUCAUGUAAUAUUUAAUGUGAUGACUGUUUGUCUUGGGGGCCCCAUGUAAAUACGUGGUUUGAUUAGUGGUAAACACAGUCGCAGCAAACACCCACAUUUCUGAUUGGCCGUUCGUGUCAUGUGACCUGCCUCCCUGUCUCGUGAUUAGAUUUGUUUCUGGACGGCUUGUCAUAUGGUGAUACCAGUAAAUCCCCCACCCCCAAGAAACAGAAACCCUCACCUGUUACAGUCACUUCAUUAGGAGGGAAUUUACUGUAUCCCUUAUCUUCUGAAGGAAGAGCAAAACAUGGAAUAAAAUUGCUGAGGAUUUAGGGUUUAGACCUGUUGGACACUUACACCCUCAGGAAGGGCACGGGGGAUGUUAAAUCUUCUCUGGGUGGUGGGAAAUCCCUCCCCCCCGUGACAAUGAUCUCUCUAGCAAUGAGGCCUCUUGUGUCCACCAGAACGGACAGUUUGUUGUUUUCGUUCUAUUUGCACAAACUUAAUUUAUCUGUACGUUUUAUUUUGAACUAAUUUCUGUUGCUUUUACAUUUUUUUUUACAUGCUUUUAGUGUGUUUUCAGAUGUAUGAUUGCGUUUAAUUUAUUCAGCUGUAAUUUUUUGUCCAGAUAUUUUAUUUAUUUCGCACUUAUGAAAAUGUUUACAAAAUUAUCUGAAAUGGCGCAAGAUGAACACGGACCUGUUUCUAUUACCAUGGGUGUAAUGUUCAAAUCGACGGGACAGAAAAAAACUUGUUAUACCUUUUUACUUCGGUGCGUUUUCAUUUGACCGGGCAGAACGAUACAACACAUAAUGGCUGGCCCGGUGCUAUUUCUUCAUAAUCUUUAAUCCUAAUGGUUCCUGUAAUAUUCAACCAAAACCAAAGUAUGACUCCUUGUAGUUGUUUUUUUUUCUGGAAGGUUUACUAUGGAAGAUUACGUUUGAUUAUAAUGGCAGUGAUGCUGAUCAGCAAAUCAGUCCAUCGUGCCGUGAAAAGAAAAAAGGUGGCCUUUUAACGAAGCUGUUUUUUUUGUUGCUGAAUUUAUGGUCACGUUUGCUAUUUCCAUGUUCCCCCGACUAUGAAUUAUACAGGAUCGCUGGUCAUUAGGACUCCGGGUUUAUUUUUACAUGCAUGCGAGUACGAAUUCUCAUGUAGAAACUCGCCUGUGCUGAUUAAAUGAAUCGGUUAAUGUAUAAAGAUAAUUUGUCUUUUGACAGAGUAAUCAGAGCAGUGUGCCAGCUGACCUUGGUCUACAUGCAUAUACUACUGUGCACCUACAGUAACUUCACACGACCUUACAUGCCUUAACUGUGGACCUGCAGCCCCCCCGACCCCCUACUCAGCAACCGGUCUUCAGGUUACGGACUUUCUUUCGAUUCUAAUUUUUUGUACCUAAAACUGGACUGAUCACAUUUUUUCCUGAAUGUAAAUUUGCCCUGUUUGUCAAAACAGUAUAAAUCAAAGCAUUUUGCCUAGAAAUGUACUUGUCAUAAAUUCAUUUUAUUUUUUCUAAACAAUGGUUUUCAUGUUGGUUAUUAAUCCUGCUAAUAGCCCCGAAAGGUAAUCAUUACUAACAGUUUCCUGCUGUCUGUUUUCACACGUUUUGCCAUCAUUUAACAGGAAAUGAAACUCACACACCGGCAUUUCCUACCUAAUGGCAUCUGGGUGUUAGUCUGACAUUUUCUACAUUUAUAGAGAUACUUUAUAACCAGACUCCGUUCUUCUUAUUUAUUUUUCAUACCUUUAUUAAAGUAUGUAUCCGUUUUAUUCACUUCUGUUUUGAGAUAAGGUUGCUCGUGUGUUGUUUGGCGUAUCUGCGCCUGUCUUGUCUAACACACUGGACAGGGUCACGUGAAGAAGGAUCCUUCAUCAGUUAAUACUGAAUUUAAACGUAGGCACCUGAUGACCAUAAUCCCAAUCAGCCCUGUGCCGUCCAAAGACUGAAAUGUAACUCAGAAAUUCUUCAUGCUGAUUUUGCCUCCAAAUCAUGUGUCGCAGUGAUGUUUGACCUUAACUUUGAGGUACAACUUGUUAAAUAAACUUGCUUAACAUACUUAAGAAAGUCUUCUGCAGCUUAAUGCCAGUUAUUGGGUGUGUUCACAUCACCCCCCUUCCCCUCCACUUCAGUUGUACUGAAUUCAUUCCCCUGGACGUGAUCUAUUAAUCUAAAGCUACACCAAAACGAAAGAUUGCUUAAUUUUUCAAUUCAUGGCUAUUUUUCACCCAUCUUGUCAACCCCAGGCAACUGAUGAAUGUAUACUGAAAGUUACACGAUUGUAAAGUUUUGAGCAACUUAAAACCCAAGCUUAAAUAUGAUGCACUGAAGACCUAAGCCCGGUUCCUCUUCGCUACCAUCUCAAACACAUUUAAAUUUCUUCUCCAAAAUUGAGCGCAAACGUCCCGGCGACGAUACUAAUUGGGGAUUAAGCUUCCAUCUAUCCGUCCAUCUAGUGGAUCCUUUGGGUAUUUUGCUGUGGCGUAACGUUUGUCCAUUUAUCUCGUGAAACGUGGCCGUGUAAACUGCAGAUGUGUCAUGCUGUAUGUAAAACAUCCUUUUUUAUACGUUAAUGAUGUGCUAAGUUAAAUAUACAUAGGAGUAAAUGGAACGAUCUACCAGUUAAAACUGGGUUUAAAAUCGACACCACAAAUAACACUCCCAGUUAAUAAAUCACCUGUAGUUGGUUUGUAUUUUGGCUAAUGCCAGUUAUUACUGUACGGUGUAUUUUUUAAGCGUGGAAAAAGGUAUAAAUAAAGUCGUAUAAAACUUUA